CUGAUUUGCUGCCCCUCUCUGCGACUGACAGUCUCCACUUCAGCCUAAAAAAGGGGUUUUCACUCUCCAAUCGGUCGACAAGGGGGCAUCAGUUGCGCAGCCGACCCCAGUCGGACCAGACCAAAGAGAGAGGGGACGGGAGGAGCAGAAGGAACCGUAGGGGUGCAAACACCAAAGUCCUGCCCAACUGCCCCUACACAUCCCAAUGGCUUUAUAAAAAGUUGCCCUUCCAGCAGGGUGUUUGCCCUACUCUCUUUGCCCCCCCUUAUUUUUAUUUUUUUUUGCAUUCCAAGUGGGGACACCUCAAACUGAAGAGAUUGCCCCCCCAAAUCGGAGGAGCUAAUGAGUAUGGAUUCCCACACACGAUGGAAAAGACGGAAUUGGACGACAGAGUGGCCCCUCCUUGUAGCUUUAGCCUUGUCUAUAUGUUCCCGGUUCAGCGCAGCUGAACCGGCGGACCUGUUGAAGGCCUUAGAAUUUCACAAUUUACCAGACGGUAUCAAAAAAACGACGGGCUUCUGCGCCUACCGCAAAUCUUCAGAUGGACCAGACGUGGCAUUUAGAGUGUCCAAAGAGGCCCAGCUUAGCGCUCCGACCAAUCAAUUGUUCUCCGAUGUCGCAUUCCCAGAAGAUUUCUCCUUGUUGGCAACUGUGAAACCCAAAAAAGGAAGCCAUUCCUACCUGCUCUCCAUCUACAAUGAGCAAGGAACCCUGCAGAUCGGCCUGACGCUGGGCUGGGAACCGAUGUUCGUCUAUGAAGACCACCAGGGACACCCACCCCCCGAGGAUUACCCCAUCUUUAGAAACAUUAAUCUGUCAGAUGGGAAGUGGCACCGGGUAGCUUUCAGCGUGCACAAGAAGACGAUCACCCUGUUCCUGGACUGCGUCAAGAAGGCCACCCUGCCCUUGAAAAGAAGCGACGGCCCCAUUAUAGACACGAACGGCAUCGUCGUGUUCGGCACCAGGAUCCUGGACGAGCAAGUCUUUGAGGGAGACAUUCAACAGCUGAUGAUCGUGCCCGACGCCCGUGCUGCACAUGAUUAUUGUGAACACUACACCCCCGACUGUGACACCGCCAUUCCAGAUGCACCGCAGUCUCAGGAUCCCAACCAAGAUGAAUAUUACCCAGAAGCUGCUGAAGCCGAAGGCGAGGGUUAUUACUAUGAAUAUCCUUACUACGAAGAUGAGAAGACAGAAACUGCAACUACCAAGCCCACGCCUGAGAAAGCCGAGGUACUAAGGCCCGAGACAGAAAUCGAAGAGGAGGAAACACCCCCACCAACUGAAGCCCCUGCUAUUCCCGUCACUGAUGCUCCACGAUUUGAGACCAGGGAAGAGAGCAGGGUAGAGAGCAGGGUAGAGAGCAGAGUGGAUAACCCCACCACCGAUGACUACAACUAUGAAACCGUACAGGAAGAAUAUUACACCGCCUCUCCUUAUGAAGAUGUCAACUACUCUGAAGGAGAGGAAACAGGAAUUGAGACUGGGACUACUGGUGAAGGCCUCAUCGAGGGAGAAGGAGAAAUUUUGACCAAAACUGUCAUCACAAGCAGCUCAUCCAAUGGCUCAUCGGUCAUCAGCAGUGGAAGUUCCAAAAAAGAAGGCAGUACCGACGGAGAUUUCACAGAAGUGACCAUACAGGAGUACGACCAAGGGAAAGAUACUUACUAUGACAUCUACGAUGAUAAGCUUCUCACUGACACUUCAGACGGAAUUGGUGGGCAGCCAGCUGAACAAGAUCAAUUUGGCAUUUCAGGUGGGGCCAGAGGUGAGAAAGGACAGAAGGGAGAGCCAGCCAUCAUUGAACCCGGAAUGCUGAUCGAAGGACCACCAGGCCCAGAAGGUCCAGCUGGUUAUCCCGGUCCUCCUGGUACCUCAGGUCCUCCUGGUCCAGCUGGAGAUCCUGGAGAGAGGGGCCCCCCUGGUCGUGCAGGUCUUCCUGGAGCUGAUGGCUUGCCCGGACCACCAGGAACCAUGCUGAUGUUGCCCUUCCGCUUCUCUGGUGGUGGAGAUGGUGGAUCUAAAGGACCCCAAGUGUCUGCCCAGGAAUCACAAGCCCAAGCUAUUCUCCAACAAGCAAGACUGGCGUUGAGAGGGCCAUCUGGUCCGAUGGGUCUUACUGGAAGACCAGGCCCAUUGGGUUCUCCAGGUCCUUCAGGAUUAAAGGGAGAGUCAGGAGAUUUGGGACCUCAGGGGCCACGUGGGCCACAAGGUUCUCCCGGUCCAUUAGGAAAACCAGGACGAAGGGGACGAGCUGGUAGUGAUGGUGCUCGGGGAAUGCCUGGACAAACAGGACCAAAGGGUGACCGAGGCUUUGACGGGUUGGGCGGUUUGCCAGGAGAAAAGGGACAUCGUGGUGAGCCUGGUCCACAAGGUCCACCAGGGCCACAUGGAGAAGACGGAGAAAGGGGUGAUGAUGGAGACGUUGGACCUAGAGGGUUACCAGGUGAACCUGGACCCCGAGGGUUGCUUGGACCUAAAGGACCUCCUGGCCCACCGGGAAUCACCGGUGUUCCUGGAAUGGACGGUCAAGUUGGACCCAAAGGUAGUGUGGGACCUCAAGGUGAGCCAGGACCACCUGGGCAGCAAGGAAACCCAGGAGCACAGGGUCUUCCAGGUCCUCAGGGAGCUAUUGGACCACCAGGAGAGAAGGGACCACUGGGAAAAUCAGGUCUUCCCGGAAUGCCCGGAGCUGAUGGACCUCCCGGUCACCCCGGGAAAGAAGGACCCUCAGGAGAGAAAGGAACCCUGGGUCCUGCAGGGCCACAGGGACCAAUUGGAUACCCAGGACCACGUGGUGUUAAGGGAGCUGAUGGAAUUCGUGGUCUAAAGGGAACAAAAGGAGAAAAGGGUGAAGAUGGAUUCCCUGGAUUUAAGGGUGAUAUGGGCACCAAAGGAGACAGAGGUGAAAUCGGUCCUCCUGGUCCUAGAGGUGAAGAUGGUCCUGAAGGUCCAAAGGGUCGAGGUGGUCCAUCUGGAGAAAUAGGUCCACUUGGUCCUGGCGGUGAAAAGGGAAAGCUUGGUGUUCCUGGUCUACCAGGUUAUCCAGGAAGACAAGGUCCAAAGGGUUCUAUCGGAUUCCCAGGAUUCGCAGGAGCAAACGGAGAGAAAGGAACAAGGGGUACCCCUGGCAAACCGGGUCCAAGGGGGCAACGAGGUCCAACGGGUCCACGUGGUGAAAGAGGUCCAAGGGGAGCUACAGGCAAGCCAGGCCCCAAGGGUAACUCCGGAGGGGAUGGCCCAGCAGGUCCACCUGGUGAAAGGGGACCACCUGGACCUCAAGGACCCACUGGAUUUGCAGGACCGAAGGGCCCCCCUGGUCCACCAGGGAAAGAUGGACUUCCCGGCCACCCUGGACAGAGAGGAGAGACUGGAUUCCAAGGAAAGACUGGCCCUCCUGGUCCCCCUGGCGUUGUCGGUCCUCAGGGUCCAACUGGAGAGACUGGCCCAAUGGGUGAAAGAGGACAUCCUGGUCCUCCAGGUCCUCCUGGUGAGCAAGGUUUACCUGGUGUGGCUGGAAAAGAAGGAUCCAAGGGAGACCCCGGUCCUGCUGGUUUGCCUGGAAAAGAUGGACCUCCAGGUCUAAGAGGUUUUACUGGAGAAAGAGGUCUCCCCGGUCCGAUUGGUGUUCCUGGACUGAAAGGCAAUGAGGGUCCUCCUGGUCCACCUGGCCCAGCUGGUUCCCCCGGUGAAAGAGGAGCUGCGGGUCCAGCCGGACCUAUUGGACUGCCUGGAAGACCUGGCCCUCAGGGGCCACCAGGACCUGCCGGCGAGAAGGGUACACCAGGUGAGAAAGGUCCCCAGGGACCUGCUGGACGUGAUGGUAUCCAAGGCCCCGUUGGACUUCCAGGCCCAGCUGGACCUGUAGGGCCACCUGGUGAAGAUGGUGAUAAGGGUGAAAUCGGAGAGCCUGGGCAAAAAGGAAACAGAGGAGAUAAAGGAGAGCAGGGUCCCCCAGGUCCACCUGGCCCACAAGGUCCCAUUGGUCAGCCUGGCCCAUCAGGAUCUGAUGGAGAGCCAGGCCCCAGGGGUCAACAAGGUCUUUUUGGACAAAAAGGUGAUGAAGGACCUAGAGGUUUUGCUGGACCACCAGGACCUGUUGGACUGCAGGGUUUACCUGGACCACCUGGUGAGAAGGGAGAAACCGGAGACGUUGGUCAGAUGGGUCCUCCUGGUCCCCCUGGUCCUAGAGGUCCUUCUGGCUCCCCUGGAGCUGAUGGCCCACAAGGUCCUCCUGGAGGAAUUGGCAACCCUGGUCCUGUAGGAGAGAAGGGUGACCCUGGAGAGUCUGGGGAACCUGGUCUUCCUGGUGAACUUGGACCACCGGGCCCUAAAGGUGAAAGAGGUGAAAAGGGAGAAGCGGGUCUUCAAGGAACUUCUGGCCCUCCAGGUCCUAAAGGUCCUCCAGGUGAUGAUGGUCCAAAAGGUAGCCCUGGCCCAGUUGGAUUUCCUGGUGAUCCUGGUCCUCCUGGAGAAUCUGGUCCUGCAGGUCAAGAUGGUCCACCUGGUGAUAAGGGAGAGGACGGUGAAUCUGGACAGCCAGGGUCACCAGGUCCUACUGGAGAGCCUGGGCCUUCAGGACCACCUGGAAAGAGGGGUCCUCCUGGUCCAACAGGUCCUGAAGGACGUCAAGGAGAAAAAGGAGCAAAGGGUGAAUCAGGUUUGGAAGGACCUCCUGGUAAGACUGGUCCUAUUGGUCCCCAAGGACCUCCCGGAAAACCUGGACCUGAAGGCCUUCGAGGAAUUCCAGGCCCUGUUGGUGAACAAGGUCUCCCUGGUUCACCUGGACCUGAUGGCCCUCCCGGACCUAUGGGUCCACCAGGUAUACCAGGUCUGAAAGGAGACUCAGGUCCAAAAGGAGAAAAGGGUCAUCCAGGCUUGAUAGGUCUCAUUGGACCUCCUGGUGAACAGGGAGAAAAGGGAGACCGUGGUUUGCCAGGCCCCCAGGGACCACAUGGUGCUAAAGGAGAACAGGGUAUUCUUGGUCCAUCUGGUCCUGUUGGUCCACCUGGUCCUCCAGGCUUACCGGGUGGUCCUGGUCCAAAAGGUGCUAAAGGUUCAUCGGGUCCAACUGGUCCAAAGGGUGAAUCUGGAAUCCCUGGUCCACCAGGUCCUCCAGGACCUCCAGGCGAGGUGAUCCAGCCUCUGCCUAUCCAUUCCUCAAAGAGGACAAGACGUAGCAUUGAUGCAAGUCAAGUAGUGGACGAUGGAAAUGCAGACAACUACAUGGACUAUGCCGAUGGAAUGGAGGAAAUAUUUGGUUCUCUCAACUCCCUAAAACAGGAAAUUGAACAAAUGAAACACCCACUGGGCAAUCAGCAGAACCCAGCAAGGACUUGCAAGGACCUGCUUCUGUGCCAUCCUGAACUCCCAGAUGGGGAAUAUUGGAUUGACCCAAAUCAAGGAUGCUCUAGAGACUCGUUCAAGGUUUUCUGUAAUUUCACAGCCGGUGGAGAAUCUUGUAUCUUCCCCGACAAGAAGUCUGAAGGAAAUAAACUGGCUCGUUGGCCCAAAGAGCUGCCUGGUACAUGGUAUAGUCAUUACAAGCGGGGUUCCAUGUUGUCCUACGUUGAUUCAAAUGGCAACCCCAUUGGAGUGGUGCAGAUGACCUUCAUGAAGCUUCUGAGUGCUUCGGUGAAACAGAAUAUCACCUACAACUGCUACCAGUCCGUGGCAUGGCACGACGCCACCACCAACAGCUACGACAAGGCCAUUCGCUUCCUGGGGUCCAACGACGAAGAAAUGUCCUACGACAACAAUCCUUCCAUUCGAGCCAUUAUGGAUGGAUGUGCGUCAAAGAAAGGUUAUCAGAAGACAGUUCUGGAACUCGACACGUCCAAAGUGGAACAGGCCCCCAUUGUGGAUAUUAUGUUCAACGACUUCGGAGAUCCAGUACAAAAAUUCGGCUUUGAGGUGGGACCAGUGUGUUUCAUGGGCUAAAAAAACAGAGUCACAAAUAUUAAAAAAAAAAAAUCAGCCAAGAGAAAAGAGGCCAAUCACAAAUCAGAACGCUAAGUCUCCAAAUGAGCAACCUUGAAACCUCAUCAAAGUUAUAUAUAUAUAUAUUUUUUUUUUUUUCACACGCACGUUCUGAAACUUAAGACGGUGAAAGGUUAAACCAAGACUUCCCAAUGGCUCUGAGCCUGGACCACCAAAUGCCAACACACCAGCCAUGGAAUCACAUGACCUAAUCACAUGACCUAUACAGCAUCACACCAUUCUAAUUCACAUAUAAAGGACAAUGGUCUCUGAGACUCACAUCCUUUGGUCCAUUAUCACUACAUUUUCUUAGGGUAGGCCUGCAAGCAUUAUCCCAGCCUGGAGUCAAUUUGGAACAAUAUGGGGACAGCCCUUUUCAAGCCUAAAUCGAGGAAACAGCUGUCUUGUCCCGUUGUAUUAAAGGUGCUUAUAUUUUUGUAUGUUUGUAAGUAAUUAUUUGUAUUGUAUAUUGUUAUUAUUUUUUUUUGGGGGGGGGUGGGUGUUGGGGGGGGUAAAGAAAAAUUUCACUGCCUUUAUACCCUUUUCCUGCCUUCCUGCACUUGACUCGGCUUCGAUUUCAAUGCUCGAUUCAUCCGCCGACACGGUGCCAGGUAUUCUUUCACUCAGUUUCAACAUGAAAUGCUAGAGCCACACAAGGCCUUCCAACUCAUUUAAUGUAGUCCUUUGGGUACAAGAGCCUGUCUGGCACCGAAUCCUUUGCCUGUGUUUCAACUGAAACUGAUAUCAGGGAGAAUAUUUGUAACUACGGACGUGGCCGUGCUACCAUGGCGAUACGUUAAUGGGCAACUGAACUGUGACCAAAAGAAAACGAGACUACCAGUAGUCAUUCCUCACAUGUUAACUCAAGUGACCUAGCAAGGUCAAUGGCAAAUUCCAAAACGUCAUCGACGUAACCAAAGGAAGGCAGAGGUUCCCUUAGUCCUUGGUUUCCAACUGAAAAUCCUCGAUUUGAGAUUGCUUAGUCUGACGAGUGGAAAGCACGGCUUCUUAUUGGCUAGCACGGUACUGUCUUUCAGCAGGCAAUCACCCUCCUUUCUUAGAAGCUCUGUAUCUUAGCCUUGUUACUCAGUGGGAGAUUGCCUACAGUAGGGGAUAUCAUAUAUAUAUGUAAGGAAAAGGUGCUAAGUUUUUCUCUCUCGUUCAUUUCUCCCUGUGGUGCUAUGUUUUUAUAUGAAAUCACUAAUGGUGCUCCAUCUGUGGACCAGCCUCCCACUGCUUUACCCAUAUUCACACACCCGUCUUUAGUUAGAAGAGAGGUAUAGUGCAUGCUGCUCUUGUAUUCAUAAACUGUGUAGAUAUGAGAUAAUAAUAAUAAAAACAAAAAAAAUAAGGAAAAAUCUGAAAACUGUAUUGUGGUAGCAUCACAUGCAGAAAUAUUCCUAUUUGUGUUAUGGCUCCGUCUGUUGUUUGUAAUUAUGCCAGAUUGUACUCAAAACUCAAAUGCUGAUUUCUAUUUUGUGGUGCUAACUUAUGUUAUUUUGUUCGAAACACGUCGAAGAAGAAGCGAUGGCCUUUUUUCUCUCGCCUGACAGUGGGUAGGAGAGCAGCCCAAAUAGGUUCUUGCCACGUGAACUUUUACCAGACACAUGUACUGUAUGAAGCGGUUAAUACAGUGAAAUUCACUGACCAAAUAAAAAAAAAAAAGGGACAAAAACUGUUGGAAUUUGUUUCAUUUAUGGGAAUCCAAGCCCUACGCAUGUAGAAGUGGGAUCAUUUGGGGGGGCUGCUGACCAAAGAGUUCAAGGCAACAUUAUUUCCACCAUAAAAAUCAAAUCAACGAAGAUAAAUAUGCGGUGCUCUAUAUACAUGCAGUUGCCCAGUUUCCCAAAUAAAUCAGCCAAUUGUGUUCUAUCACUGGGAAUUGUUAAAUAUUACCAUUAAAUAUCACAAUAGUAGGCUCUUAAUAGCCAACGUACCAUUAAAAAUUACGAUAGUAGACUCUUAAUAGCCAACAUACCAUGAAAUAUAACAAUAGUUGACCCUAAAUGGCCAACGUACCAUUAAAAAUAACAAUUGUUGACUCUUAAUGGCCAACGUACCAUUCAAUAUUAUGAUAGUAGACCCUUAAAGACCAACAUACCAUUAAAUAUCACAAUAGUAGGCUCUUAAUGGCCAACAUACCAUUAAAUAUCACAAUAGUAGGCUCUUAAUAGCCAACGUACUAUUAAAAAUCACGAUAGUAGACUCUUAAUAGCCAACAUACCAUGAAAUAUAACAACAGUUGACCCUAAAUGGCCAACAUACCAUUAAAUAUAACAAUUGUUGACUCUUAAUGGCCAACGUACCAAUCAAUAUUAUGAUAGACCCUUAAAGACCAACAUACCAUUAAAUAUCACAAUAGUAGGCUCUUAAUGGCCAACGUACCAUUAAAUAUCACAAUGGUAGGGUCUUAAUGGCCAACGUACCAUUCAAUAUUAUGAUAGUAGACCCUUAAUGGCCAACGUGCCAUUAAAUAUCACAGUAGUAGACUCUUAACGAUGAACGUUCCAUAUUACUCUCUACUGAUGAAAAGGCAACCAUAAACAUCUCAGCUGCCCUAAAAUCCUUACUAAUUAAUAGGUUCCUUCUCUAAGGCUCCAGCUCAGUGGCCGAUACCUAUUUUGCUGAGAUAUAAGCCACCUCAAAGGAUUAAUGUCAAGAAAGCUUGAUGGCCUGAUCAAGAUGGGCAGUCAAGCCCUAAUGUCUUCCACUCUUUAAACCGCCAGCCGUACAACUUAGAGGCAACGGCACUUAACUGAUCUUGCUUAGUUAUCUUGGUAAUCAUCUUGGCUCAGUGUGAAAGCUGCAGCUUGCCCACUCUAAACGGAUUGGAUGAGGGUUCCCACUGCUCACAGUCUUUAAAUAGUUCAGUCCCUAGAGAUUCCCCGUGCCCUAAUUUCCAUCCAGAGUCGUAUCGCGUGCAGCCUGUGGGUUGCCUGAGACCUAAUUUGCAGUCAUUUUUGAAUCUGCGUGUCUCUUUGAACAAAACACUUCAACAUUACACUAAAUGAGUUUAAAGCUUUCGCUUGUGAGAGGGUCUGUCAUGCAUAGCUAACAAGGCUCUGAGCAGAUACAACAUUGUGAGAAGCAUCAAAUUAUGUCCUAUCUUCACUCUCAAUGGGAAAAGGGAGAAGGAGCCAUCUUUUUUUUUGUUCCCGAAGCAGUAUUUCUACUUAAUUAAGCUUAUAAACCUAUUUCCCCACAGAGAAAGCCAGUCCAUCACAUAGUAAGUGUUUAUAUACGAGCAAUGCCAAGUGCUAUCACGUCCAGUUUCAGGCAGAAGACACGAAGCUUCUAUCACAAUUAUCUGAUUCUUUCCAAAUUACAUCUGGCUGCCUCCGUGCACUCUCAAAAGCAGAUAAAACUCGACAUUAGUCUUCGUUUACAGCUGCCGUCUCCGAAAUCAAGUGCCUUUGACACAAAUCGUCCCAGCCCAAUAAAUAACGGCUUCUUUUUCCAGCUUUGAGUUCAACCGAUUACAAAUGAUGAGCUGGACUUUGGUUGUAUAUGUUGAUCUAAAAUGGUGAAUACCAGACAUUCCUGUCUCGGGUUCAAAUGAAGGCAUCUAUAAUAUUUUAUUGGCGGGGGAGAUUUAUCCAAGCGAUGUGUGGUCAGAAGAACUGUCAAAUACUCUCAGAACAUCUGUAUAUUCUGGCUGCACCCCCAAAAUCUUAUGAUAGUAUCUUAUUUAUGAUGAAAAACACAUGAAGCUGAUGGGAGAACUUGGGAAGGUCUGCAGCCCCAACAUACAAAUGGUGAUGGCAAGCCAUAAGAAGCUCCAUAUUUUUGUAAUAUCUAUGACCGAUUCCAUCCAAAACUUCACAAAAAUUCAGAAUUUCGCUGUUUUUGAAGUUCUAAUGACUGUUGCAUCAGAGUCAGAGUAUUCUACUUUGACCCAUAUCUUGAGUUGAAGGCUCCUUGUUGUAUUUUCCACCGCUUACUGGUUCAUUUGGAGGCUCUUUGCUCCCCCCAUUUCAGAAUGUUAUAGUCCUUGCCUACAGCUUCAGUUUAAUGCUUUUCAGCUCCCUUUCCAGUUGGGUCAUUGUUGGAUAAUCGAAGCUUCCACAGGGAUUAGCAGCAACUCAAGCAAUGGGCUGGACUAGAAUACACGGUGGUUUAGGGGGGAUAAGGACCUAACUGUAGCAGUGGGAUGGACUAGAACCCUCUGGUGGAAAGGUUCUAACCAAAGCACUUGACUUUGGGGACUGGAGCCCAGUCUAUACUUCAAAAAGUUGCACCAGAUUCGAAUGGGAGUUUACAUGGGUGGCAGGGAAUCUUGACCAGUCCAUAGGGACAUUAUUACGCUACCCACCUCUUGAAUAACCCCCUCUGUUUCUAGUUAUACCGCCUUCUGUUUAAGUUAUUGUCAAAAAAGGUGUAUGUUCUACCUGAAUACUGUGAUACUGUCUAGGUCAUGUGAUUCUUCAUUCAUUCAUUCAUUCGUUCAAUAUUGUUAAAUGUCUUUCCCACCCCCCUCGCAAGACCACAUACAGGAUCUUUACUGAAAUAAACUUUGUUCUUGUAUUCGCAGUACUUCUUCUGGCGUAAUUUGAUUUUCUUUUACUUUUGUUCAUUUUCCUGAUAUUUUUUUAUUUUUUUUUACUUGAAUUAUGUCGGGGAUCAAAUUGAUCAAUUCAUUUACGGAGAAAAAGAAAUCUAUUCUCAAGCUGGCGAGCCGCAAAUUGUACAGUUCUUUCAGAAAGAAACACAAAAUCCAUUCACCAUGUGCUAAAUUUUUAAUUGAGGUUCCCUCAAAGGGGUUUUUAAAAAAAAAAAAAUAAUAAUUAUAUUUUAAACCUGUGUAAUAAAAUAAAUAUUUUUUUUUUGUUUUCAAUAAAGCAAGUUUACUGUUCGUACCUGGUUACUUGAUGUGAAUGUUUUUUUAAAAUAUAAUAAAGAUUUUUUAAAUGUA
Molecule: messenger RNA, 10891 nt
Organism: Xenopus tropicalis (tropical clawed frog)
Lineage: Eukaryota; Metazoa; Chordata; Amphibia; Anura; Pipidae
Gene: col5a1
Product: collagen, type V, alpha 1
Exons: 66
Coding region: 343-5940 (1865 amino acids)
Cellular component (GO): extracellular region
Molecular function (GO): extracellular matrix structural constituent
Source: RefSeq, a predicted model, not a curated record